Plasmopara halstedii is the source of this 525-nucleotide messenger RNA. RefSeq names its product chromodomain protein, putative. Lineage: Eukaryota; Oomycota; Peronosporomycetes; Peronosporales; Peronosporaceae. The coding region runs from base 1 to 525 and encodes 174 amino acids. The record is from RefSeq and is a predicted model, not a curated record. The transcript has a single exon.
AUGACUUCAGUUUUCAAGAAUGAACUGAUCGACAGUCUGAACGAGAGCGUCAUUGGUAAGCACAUGUUUAAUCACAAUCAGGCGCGCAAGCAAAGUCGAGCAAAAUCAGCUCGCAAGUUGAUUGGCAGCUACCUUAGUGAAAGGAUUCUCAUCUACGCUCCUAUGCUCAAGUGUUAUCUUUCUCACGGUAUGGAGAUAACCAAGGCUUACUGCUUUGUCGAGGCCAUCUCUCACAAAGCUCUCGCCACCUUAAUUGAGUCUGUAUCAAACGCUCGACAAGAGGGCGAUGUUGAUAAGUCAAAGGCGAUGAUUGCUGAUAUGAUAAAAGUGGUAGGCACCAGCGCUUUUAAUCAAGCUGGAAUGGACAUCAGUAAGCACAAAGAGGUUAAGUAUGAGUCGAUCUACAAAGCUAUCAAGAACAAGCGCGUUACGUAUCAUGGUCUUGAGGAGCUCAAUGAUGGGUGUAAAAAGAAGCGUCGACUCAAUAAUACGAACCCAAUCCAUUUGUCGAUUGCUAUCUAUUAG